This is a messenger RNA of Besnoitia besnoiti, 624 nucleotides long. RefSeq lists its product as uncharacterized. The transcript has 5 exons. The coding region runs from base 1 to 624 and encodes 207 amino acids. Lineage: Eukaryota; Apicomplexa; Conoidasida; Eucoccidiorida; Sarcocystidae. The record is from RefSeq and is a predicted model, not a curated record.
AUGCCCUUGCUGAUUCAUCUUAUAUCCGUCCAGGCUGGUGGGUUCAUAUAUCGCGGAGAUAUUCGCAUGCGACUGUGGUCCCGGAGAACACCGUCUUCGGCGGUUUCUUACAGGCCUUCGCAGGUAGCUUUCCGAGUGCUACGGUCAACUAGCCUAUAUGCUGGACAGGGUUGUCCGCUCUCGGCAAGUCCCAUUGGGCGCCGGCAUUCCCUGGCUUUGGACAGUGUAUUUGCUGGAAAGUAUGCAGUUUGGUGGACAAUAAGAGAUUUCAGAAGGAAGUGGGCUUGGCGUCAAAGGCAUGAUCGUGCACCUCCACUCCGAACCAGCCGCUUCCCGUUUGCAGGCAUGAACUCAGUGCAGCUGCAGUUCUGGCCCUCAGGAAAUCAGUCUGCUAAACCAGGGUUCGUUUCAUUUGCUGUAUCUAUUCCGGAAUGCUGGCGAGAUUUUCACUACCCCAUCAAUAUGUACGUGGCAGGACAUAAGAGAGGGCCAUUAUGUCUUCAUACAUCAGAAUACUUCAAGGUCGCUAACUGCUUCUGUCGUUUGCAAGACGUGCCGUUGGAUAAUGACCAGGUGACGGUUGGUUUUGAAGUCGCUCCUUGCCUCGAUACCAGCCGGCGAUGA